Messenger RNA from Tarenaya hassleriana, 909 nucleotides. Its product is annotated as VAMP-like protein YKT61. Gene Ontology annotation, molecular function: SNAP receptor activity. The coding region runs from base 97 to 696 and encodes 199 amino acids. The transcript has 6 exons. NCBI's taxonomy places the organism in Eukaryota, Viridiplantae, Streptophyta, Magnoliopsida, Brassicales, Cleomaceae. Gene Ontology annotation, cellular component: Golgi apparatus; membrane. The record is from RefSeq and is a predicted model, not a curated record. Gene Ontology annotation, biological process: endoplasmic reticulum to Golgi vesicle-mediated transport.
GAUUUCUGAUUGCAAUUAUUAAUUAUUUCGCACAAAAUUGAGAGAGAGAGAGAGAGAAUCUGGUUCGUCGUCGCAAAGAAACGCUACCGGAGAGGAAUGAAGAUCACGGCGUUGCUGGUUCUCAACUGCGCCACCGAGACGGCGGAUCCGGUGAUCCUUGCCAACGCCUCCGACGUCUCUCACUUUGGCUAUUUCCAGAGAAGCAGCCUCAAGGAGUUCAUCGUCUUUGUCGGCCGCACCGUCGCCAAACGCACCCCUCCCGGCCAACGCCAGUCCGUCCAACACGAAGAGUACAAGGUUCACGCUUUCAAUCGGAACGGCCUUUGCGCCUUGGGUUUCAUGGACGAUCAUUAUCCCGUUCGAAGUUCCUUCUCUCUUCUCAAUCAGGUUCUGGACGAGUACCAGAAGAAUUUUGGUGAGACAUGGAGGUCUGCAAAAGAAGACAGCACCCAACCAUGGCCAUAUUUAAAUGAAGCUCUAUCAAAAUUCCAGGACCCGGCGGAGGCUGAUAAGCUGAUGAAAAUCCAGAGGGAAUUGGAUGAGACCAAGAUUAUCCUUCACAAAACCAUUGACAGCGUGCUUGCCCGAGGUGAGAAGCUGGACAGCCUAGUGGAGAAGAGUUCAGAUUUGAGCAUGGCAUCCCAGAUGUUCUACAAGCAAGCGAAGAAAACUAAUUCAUGCUGUACUGUUCUCUGAGGGCGAUGUCGGAUUCUACAAAUUUGCAGGGGAAACUGCCUUGUGUCUAGUUUCGAUUCUGUUUGAGAUUCUAAGACCUGUGUGUCAUGAAAUACGUAUUGCUAUCACUCUACUUGCAUCUGUUUUGGUUACCAAACCCGAAAAUCCUUUAUGUAGAUCACAGUAUGUCUUUUUUUUCUAUCAUGCUUCAAGAAGUGGAAGAAGUUGGUAUUA